Rhizopus microsporus ATCC 52813 is the source of this 711-nucleotide messenger RNA. Its product is annotated as pyrimidine 5-nucleotidase. Gene Ontology annotation, biological process: nucleotide catabolic process; pyrimidine nucleobase metabolic process. Lineage: Eukaryota; Fungi; Mucoromycota; Mucoromycetes; Mucorales; Rhizopodaceae. The coding region runs from base 1 to 711 and encodes 236 amino acids. The transcript is spliced from 8 exons. Gene Ontology annotation, molecular function: nucleotidase activity. The record is from RefSeq and is a predicted model, not a curated record.
AUGAGACCAGUGUUCUUCUUUGACUGUGAUAACUGUCUUUAUAGUAAAGACUUGAAAGUAAAUGUCUUGAUGAAAGAAAAAAUUAGAGAAUAUUUCGUAAAGGAAGUGGGCGUUCCUGAAGAAGAAGUUGCAGCUAUCCAGGCACACUAUCACGAAACAUAUGGUCUUUCACUAAGGGGAUUAACAAAGCAUCAUAGUGUAGAUCCAUUGGAUUUUGACUUGAAAGUAGAUCAAGCACUACCAUUGGACGAUUUGAUCAAAAGAGAUCAGGGUUUAAUAGACAUGUUAAAAGGACUUUACUGUAAAAAAUGGGUAUUCACAAAUGCAUAUAAGCCUCAUGCACUUCGAUGUCUUAGAUUAUUAGGCAUUGAAAAUGAAUUUGAUGGCUUGACAUAUACCAACUAUACUAUACCCGAUUUCAACUGUAAGCCAGAGCCUGAAUCCUUCUUGAGAGCUAUGAAAGAUGCUGGAAUAAAUGAUCCAAGAUUAUGUUAUCUAGUAGACGAUUCUGCUGCUAAUAUUGACGCAGCACAGAAACUUGGAUGGACAACGGUUCAUGUUGCAGACGACGCAUCAAAAUCAAAUCAUGGCGAUUAUCAAAUUGAGGAUAUUCAUGAACUACCUCAAGUGUUACCAGAGUUAUGGGAACCUAGACACCAUGAGAUGAAAUUAAAGAAGCAGCCAGUAGGUGUCACUACCAGUGCUGUUUAA